GGCUUUUUAGUUAAGAGUUUAAGGUUUAAAAUCCCGCGGAGGGUCAGUAAUGUGUAGACACAAUAAAUAUAGUGUACUUCGCUUAUAAUAUAAAUAAUAAAUAGUUUACUUCAAAACAGGCAUAGCUAACAAUGAGGCUUAAAAUAGAAUAAAAAAAAGGUAUUAAUUUGUAAUCUGGAAAAAACUUAACCUAAGUGUUAAAGUGUUUACCACUUAGACUGGACUGUCAGUGACUCAGUGAGUUGUUGCCUGUUGGUUCUGGUUUGCUGAUGUGACGGGCUGUGAUGGAAUUUGGAGCAAGUUGUUGAUGGCAUUUAAUGCAUUGAGUUCCAGUUGCACUGUUAGCCGCUAGUUAUGAAGUGAUGACUUAGGGAUGCUCCAUUGAAUUUUAAACAAAAAGCCAUUCAGCCUAGUCAGAAAUAAAUAAACCCAAUAUCCACUGAAAACCAAUACGGACAAUGGAACUUUUGAAAAACUGGAAGCUUUGUGGCAAAAUACAUACUUCUGAGUUGUUUCCUACAAAAUGGAGUGGACUUAUAUUUGUAGCGUAUAUGGCUUUCUUUGUAAACCAAGGACUCCUGGUAACGGCCUCACAACAAGCUGACAGUGGUUACCAUUAUAACACGAUAGCUGCUGUGCUGGCAACAGAAGUGGUCAAACUGAUUAUUUCAAUUCUUCUAUUUACAAAAGACCAUAAAGUUGUUCAACUUAUCAGUGAAACGAAGACCCAUAUAAAAGUGAUGUACCAUUACUUUGUGCCAGCGUUCCUCUACUGCUUGUAUAACAACUUGGCAUUUGUCAAUCUCUCUGUGUUUGACCCCACCUCAUACUAUCUUCUGCUACAAUUCAGGGUGGUUGUAACAGGAGUUCUCUUCCAGAUGCUUUUCAAAAAGCAGCUGAGCACUAAGCAGUGGCUAUCCCUUGUCUUGCUGACUGCAGGUUGUAUUAUCAAGCAGCUACCAUUCUCUAGCUCCUCGCCCACUACCGAUCCACCGGUGCAGCAAGUCACAGAUCCGGAUGUUGUCAUCACGUCCAUGGACAAGCACAUGACCUCAGUGUUCAGCUGGAACAUGCUACUCAUCUUAAUUCAGAUAGUCUGCUCAUGUCUGGCAGGAGUCUAUAACGAGUUACUCCUCAAGAGCACUGACUCCGAAGCUUGCAAUAUCUACAUCCAAAAUACAUUCAUGUACGUGGACUCUAUUGUGUGUAAUGUAGCUCUGCUCGGCUGGCAAGGCCAGCUGUCCGUGGUAUGGGAUACCACACAGCUAGACCACCUGUUAGAUUUCAAGGUGAUUUUGGUGAUCUUGAAUAAUGCAGCAAUUGGCAUUGUGACAAGUUUCUUUCUACGUUCCUUGAAUUCAAUUCUAAAAACAUUCGCAAGUGCUUUGGAAUUGAUAUUCACUGCCCUCUUGACUUGGCUGUUUUUUAGCAUACCUAUUCAUUUAAAUACGUUUUUUGCAAUAUUCGUAGUAUCAAUAGCUGUGAUAAUGUACAGCCAAAACCCUGUCAUAAAUGUUAGGAUACCUAAAGAAACUACUUUCAAGGAAGUCAGUUCGGUUUAAUGAACAAGGGGUACUGUUAGUAGUUAUUGUCAAUGUUAAUAAUAUAAUGCAGUAUUUUAAGAGGUUUUUUUUUAAUAUGGGUAACAGUUACGAUUCAGUACAGAUGCAUUAGUUGCAAACCAUCAUUACUGAAUGUGUUGUUCUAAGCAUUAAAAGAGCUUGUUUCUGAUAUUUUUGUGACAUUUACACAGUCAUAAUAGUUUAUAAAGUUACGUUAUGCAUUUUUGUUAAUUGAUUACAGGAUUACUUGUUUAGUAGUUUUCUGAAUUUAAUUGUAAAUGUCUAUAUAUAAUUACCCUACUGGAUGAAGUAGCGUAGAGACCUUGACUAUCUUGUAUCAUAGAACAAGAGUAUUUUUAGCGCAGUUAUAUGAACUCUUUAAAAAAUAUUGCGUUUAUUUAUUUGUGACAACUUGUUUGUUUGGAACUGUUUUCACAAUGUUUUAGUAUUUUAAGUAAUAUUACCAAAAUGAUUUAAUAUUAGUUUUGUUUAAUUUAUGCAUGUUAUUUUAGAUAAAAUCUAAUUUUGUAAAAUGAGUUUUGUGCUGUUUAAGAAAUAUUAUAUUAAUCUUAGACCAUUUUAAUUUCUAGUCUUGACGGUUCUAGUUUAUAAUAUUUGUUCUAAUUUUAUGACUUUUUAGUGUUCCUAUAUUUUUUUUCUCAGUGAUAAGCAUUUAUAGCUUUACCAAUAUUUAUAUUUAAGACACGAUUCAAUAUCCACAUUGCAUCAUUAAUGAAUGUAUAGGUUAAUCUGAUAUAAAACAAUCAGUAGCAUAUUUUAAUGGAUAUCAUUAAGACGUUGGCUAUUACCAGGUACUUUCCAAGCAUGUGAUGUUUGUCUAUUGUUUCCAAUUAUCAAUGUUUAACAGGUUGGUAGCCAACGUGUUAAUGUAUAGGUACCAGGACCACAUGGUUAAACUAUUUGAAACAAAUCAAUGAGAGAAGAAGCAUUCUUUAUUUAAUUAUCAUUUGUAAUUAUGUGAACAAAUUAUUAAUUAUUAUACACUAUUUAAGAUUUUAUUGCUUACAAAACUCUGUUUAUAAAAUAAAAUAGAAGACAUCAAUUGUAAACAUAGAAAAGCAAUUGACUCUUAACUUGCAUGUUGAUUUUUAGUGUAAUGCAACAGAUCAUAGUAGUAUACGAUGCUGAAUAACAAUUGAAUUGUUCUUGUAUGUGAUAUUUUUUCUGUAAAUUAAAUGAACAGAUAUAAUUUCUAGUACAUUCUAUAGAACGUUGGAAAUAUUUUAUUAACUACAUUAUUAUGUACAGUAAAACAAUGCUUAAAUUAUAUAUUGAUUUUGCUAUUAAGCAUUUAAUUUUAAGCUUAAAUAAUUUCAAGAAGUAAAAUUGAACUGUUUGUCUACUAUUAUUUAUUAAUUCUUUCUUUGAAUUAUUUUGAAUAUGAAAAAACUAAAGAUUUUCAACAUACCCACCAUAUUUACAAAUUUUAAAUUCAAUCCUUAUGAAAUGGAAUGAUUUUAUAUUACACAUUUUGAGACAGUAGUUUAUUUUGUACAUAUAAGGUCAUGCUUCUUGAGGGUGUUCUCAUGUGAUCUAAACUAAAACAGGAAUAUAAAUCCGAAGUUUAAAAUAUCAGUCUGUAUUUUUAAUGAGUUUAAAUUACAUAGUCAAAACAAAAUUUCUUGUUGAAACAAAAAAUGUCCAAAGUUUUCAGUUUUAGUAAUGCUUAUGAGAUUUAACAUUUUCAGAUCUAGCAAUGCAUACACACGAUAAUUACAUACAAACCAUUAGUACAAACAAGAAAAUUUUAAUUAGCAGCCCAACAACUUGGUCAACCCUUAUUUAAAAUAGAACACUUUGGUUGCAAAUACUAAAAUAGAAACCCACUGAUGGAAGCAGAAUGCCGAAUUCAAAUAAAAUCAAUACUCAGUCACAAUAUGAUCUUUAGAAGUUCAUUUAGAAUGAACUUAUAACCCCCCUUCCCGAUUUGUUCCAUCUUCUUCCUGCCUAAUAAUCACCAUUUUACCAUUGAGUACUGUUACUUCGUGGUUAGCAAGCAGACAUUGUGACCUGUUUAUAGUUUUAUUGUUUUGUACAUAGCAAUGGCAUGUGUCUGAAAAGUCUGUUUCUUUCACAAAAUCUCUAUCACCAAAAACAAACUUUAAACAAAGAAGAAUUUAUUUUUGAAAUAUAUUUUUGGAAUAGAUUAUUUCUCAGAUACAUUCUUUUGUAGAAAAUUGAGUUCACAAGUACAAACAAAACUUGCUGUCUCAAAUGCAUAAUAUAAAAUCAUAAGCUAUGACAAAGUAUAAUAUAUUUACAAGUAUUUUCUGGAAAUUAAAGAAAUUUGGUAUUGAGUUUCUUUAAGAAAUGUUUACUAGUAUUAUUCAGUUUACAGAAAUGAACUUUGACACAUCUAUGUGAGACAUGAAAAGACAUUAUUUUGUUAAUUCAGUGACUUUAGAUCAAAGUGAUAGUAAUUGUUGUGUGGAUAUGAAAGUAUACUUCCUAUAACCCAUUGCGGGCCGUGAAAAACCUCAGUGUUUGACAUAUGGGCAGCUGUAGUUAUUUGCAGUGGCAGAUGGUGUGGCGAAAGCAGACAAUCUGUGGGGCUCACAGUUUUCUUGCAGUAGUUUUUAUUGCACUAAUUGUUAUUGUAAAACAUAUUUUUAUUCAUUGUUCUAUUCAUACAUUUCUUUGAUAAAUAAAUCUGAACUAAAAAAAAAUGGGAAACCAAAAUAUUUAAUUUGCAUUUAUUUGAAGGUCUGAAGUGAACAAAACUCACUCUACCGGAUGUUUAUUGUAUUAUUUUGAAAACAAAACACAAAAUGUAAAUUAGAGCAUCCAAACACAUUCUAGUCGAAAUGACAAGAAAUACAGUUGUUAUUACUUAACGCAGAACAGAGGACACAGUGUAUGUGCCUUUCUGUUUAUGAUCCUCUGAGAGGUAGGACACAUACGCUGUACCUUUCAACCACAAUGUUUGAAAGGUACUCACUAAUCUAAAAAACGUUCAAUGUCAACGUAACGAGUUUUGUUUUUGUGAACUAAAAUGCUUAAAAUUUUAAACAGUCCAUAAUUAUAACAUAUUUGUUAUAAAUAAGAUUUAAAAUUAAAACUUAAUGUUUACUAGUCUGCAACAACAUUGCAAUUUUAUCAUAACUUAGUGGACAUGGUGCUUCCAGUAAUAUAACAUUGCUGUCAGCUCUCAGAAGGUUGAAUUACCAAAGAAUAAAAAUAUUUCAUAUGCUUUUUUGUGUCAAAAAAUGAUAGUGCCAAAGUGAGAAUUAUUUUAUGAUGUGUUGUUUUAUGUUUACCUUUCCUGUCUAUUAGUUUUAAUCAACCAUGGAUCUAUCAGGCUAGUUUAUAUAUGACUGUGGGGCUGUGUAAAGGAACUUUUAGCCUUUUGGUUAUCAUUGCAAUCAUAACCACUAACAGUGGGGAGGAUUUUAAAUGUCAGAUAACCCCAAAAAUUUAUGUUGACACAAGUUUUAUAAUCAAAAAGUAAUUACGAGUUUUAACAUAUUUUGGAUACAGUAUUAGAUUUUAGAUGCAUUUCAUACUGUAUACAUGUAAUUUUUAAGAACUCUCUGGUAUCCUAUUUUUAUACAUAAGUAGACUAUAAUGCACAAAAACCUAUAAGUUUUCUGGGAUAUCUAUAAAGUUUACUAUGUAUGCAUGCUAACAUUUAUAGAAAUUAUUUUCUGAAGUUUUUUAGAAUAAUUCAGCGAGCCAGAGAUCUGAGUACUGUAACCCAGGCUUAGUAAAUGUAGUACCAUAAUUGGAUUGAUGUAAAUUAGAUUUUUAUGUUAUUUUUAUUUUACUUAUUUUAGAUUACCAAUAACAUAUUGUACAGAUUAGAUUUUUUGGCAAUGGAGUGUUUUUAAAUAGGAAUAAAGGUUUUAGACUGGAUGCACAAUUGACGACAUUGUGAUAUAUCUAGCAAAGUGAUAUAUUAUAGUUUAUAUUGAUAGUUUUUAUUAGAAUAAGAGUUAGUUUAAUUUUUCAAUUUACCAAUACUUUAUAUGCUGUCUCUUUUAAUUUUACCGAUUUGAAAAAAUAUUUUUUCAUUUAUUAUUAAUUAUAACUGUUUGUGUCCCAUGGCUAAUGUUAUUUUUCAGUUUGGCUCCAUACAGGGUUAUUACUUAGUAUGGGAAUGGUAUAAUACUGUGCACAUUAAUGCAGGGCCUAAGAAACUCAGUUUUUAUGUGAUGAUUCUUUGGGAGAAGGGAAUCUUUUGAGGAGAUGGUGGAAAUAGUUUAUACAAGUAUACAUCAAUUUGAAUAUGAAUGUGUGCCAAAUAUAAAUGGAACUGGUUAUCUAAAAACUUGCAUAGAAGUUAUUGACCUACAGUCGGUUGAUGCAUAGUUAGCCUGUACUGUUAAGGAGAGGGAGGAACUGACUGCAACUCUCGUGGAUCCGUUUACUAUAAAAAAAAAUCAUGAGUGAACAGGAAGUACAUGUUUUCAUGGAGCAGCAGAUAAUAAUCAAGUUUUGGGCCAAGAAAGGGGUGAGCACAACAGUAAGUUUGUGAUGGUUACAUGCACAAUUUGGGGUGAUACCCUGUCAAGAACCUGUGUGUUGAGAACAAGAGCCAUGGUAGUCACUCAGGGAUGAGAGUAACCAAGGUCAACAUUUAGGUAGUACAAAAUCUCAUUGAGGAAAAUCUCAUUGGAUAACUCUCUUUGAAAUUGUUAGGAACUCGAUACAAAUUAUGGUAGUGUCCAAGGGAUCUUUGACAGGUAACUUGGGAUACCAAAGUGUCCACCAAGUGGGUUCCAUGUCUGUUAUCAAGAAUCACAAGUGACAUCAAUUGGCGGUUUUGCAGGGGCUCUUCAAUUGAUUUUAAGAAGGUGAGGUUUAUUGGAAUCGCAUUGUUGUGUGAUAAAACUCAGGUGCACCAUUACACAUCCAAGUUUAAUAUGUGAGUAUGGAGUAGAGUGGUGAGAGAGCAUUGGUGAAGGCAAAGACACAGUGUGGUGGAAAAGUUAUGUUAACAAUUUUUUAACUGACAAGAUGCUUUUCAUGUUAAUUUUCUUUACGAUCAACACACAAUUAUAGCACAAUAAUCUUAAAUUGUGAAGUACUGCAUACUGCAAAAUUAUAAUUUCAAAGGAAAAAGAAGCUGCAGUAAGCCAAAAGUAGUGUCAGUCUUCUGCACAACACUGGGCCACAUGUGGCUGAUGCAACUAGGAAAUAUUGGUUGCGUUACGAUGGGAAACACUGGAAUGUCCACAUUAUAUCCCAGACAUGUCAACUUGUGACUUUCAUUUUUUUAACUCCUCAAAGAAGCGCUUAGUGGCCAGUGUUUUGAGCACAAUGAAGCAGUGUAGGGGUAGGAGAAUGCCCAAGGUGUUUUACAAUAAUGGUAUAAAAAUCCCCCAAUCCAAUGGAAAAAUGCAUAUCAAGGUUGGGAAGAUAUUAAAUUUAUUUAUUUAUUGGAAAAUAUUAAAAAACAUGAUGAUAUCCAAAUACUUUGAAGCACUAUUAUAUUAAUUAAAUAUAAAGAAGUAGUUCUUCAAUUAAUUAAUUAAAGUCCAAUCACAGCUACUUUCCACCACUGAACAAAAAAAAAAGUUAAAACAGUUCAAACAAUUCACUUUAAUGUAGUGUAAUUUGUAUGCAAUAAUAAGAUGAGAAACAAACUGUAUCUUCGUAAUAAGAAAAUUAAUAAAAAAGUGCCAAUAAAAAUAAACUUUAUAACAAGAACACACAAAUACUGACUAUAACUAGUUAACAAUAGAAUAGACAUUAGAACCAAAUUUACAACAAUUAUCUUGCAGAAACAAUAAAAUACUACAUACAUAAAUUUACAAAUAUACAGAUACAUUCACAUGUAUACUAGAAUAUAUAGAUAAACUAGCUGACCUAUCAUGCUUCGCUGUGGCUUGGUCAUUAUAUGAUUAAUAUGUAUAAAUUAUGCAUUAUUAUGUAUUGUAUUGAAUUCAAGUACAAUAAAUAAUAAGUAAGCAGUUUCCAAUUUCAUUAUUGCUUGCAUAUUAAAUUUUUAUCAAUCAGCUAUGAAAAGAUUGAUUCUUACUCCAAACAAUUAUGUUAUUCUAAAUUAUAACUAUCAAUUAAAAUUCAAUUAAGCGCUAUUUGGUGCACAAUAUUUUUAGUUAAUCUGUCUUUUACUAAUAUAAAUCAAUUAGAUGUUAACCAACAUGUUAGCAUGCAACAUAUAAUUGGCCAUGAGAGAAACAUGGAUUUUCUAAAACUAAGCCGCAAACGGACAUUGUCUGGCCUUUAAAUCUGUUAAUGAUCAUUGAAAAUGCUAAUCGAACAGAGGAUUAAAGUUUUGUGAAUGACAUUGUGGUAUCUGACAAUAUCAUUAGGGUACGUGGCAACACGACAAUUUCAUAAAACUAUGUUUACACAGAACAGUAGAUUACAUGUAACAGGCUCUUCAAGAGAAUUUAACCCUUUAUCUAUAAAAAAACCUUAAAUUCACAAUAAAAAACUGAUGUCUAUUAAUCAAGAUUGAAACUAUCCUAUCUUUUAAGUUGGAUCAAACAAUACAUAUCAACAAAAUUUCAUUGAAAUCGGUUUAGUGGUUUCAGAGAUUAUUGUAAAUGAAUAUGAAUGACACAAGAUUUUUAUGUGUUAAGAUAAUAUAUAUUUGUAAGUUUAGUCAAAUAAAGUUUUAAUUCAAAUAAA
Homalodisca vitripennis (glassy-winged sharpshooter) is the source of this 8180-nucleotide messenger RNA. It is a transcript of the gene senju, whose product is annotated as UDP-galactose transporter senju. Gene Ontology annotation, biological process: pyrimidine nucleotide-sugar transmembrane transport. The coding region runs from base 459 to 1562 and encodes 367 amino acids. Lineage: Eukaryota; Metazoa; Arthropoda; Insecta; Hemiptera; Cicadellidae. Gene Ontology annotation, molecular function: UDP-galactose transmembrane transporter activity. The record is from RefSeq and is a predicted model, not a curated record. Gene Ontology annotation, cellular component: Golgi membrane. The transcript has 8 exons.